This is a messenger RNA of Cylicostephanus goldi, 414 nucleotides long. The record is from the annotation of a GenBank genome assembly. Lineage: Eukaryota; Metazoa; Nematoda; Chromadorea; Rhabditida; Strongylidae.
GAUGGAAAUGCCCUCUAUGAAGCAGUUGCCGUUAUAUUCAUUGCACAGCUCAACAACGUUGAAUUAUCCUUCGCUGAAGUGCUUACUGUCAGCGUUACCGCUACUGUUGCAUCCAUCGGCCUUGGCUCAGUGCCAGCUGGACUUGUUUCUAUUUUGUUAAUUUUGAACACUGUUGGAUUGCCAAUCAAGGAUGUGUCGUUAUUGUUAACGGUCGACUGGCUGCUCGACCGUGUCAGGACCUCUAUCAAUGUGCUAGGUGAUGGUUUUGCCGCUAGUGCGGUCGCUCAUAUCCUGCAGGUAGACAAAGUCAGCCAUAGCAAAGAAGCGGAGUUUACUCUAGCUGUUUGCACUUUAUCCCAAAUGGUAAUCAAGCGGUUUUGCAUUUCAGAAACGACUGCAUAUAUCAGAUGCUAG